AUGAAGCUACCUCCCAUCGCGGUAGCCUGUCUUUCCGCUCUCGCCAUAGACUCAUGCAGCAACGUCAUCGCGCAACGCUUGAAAGCAUGGAACGAAUCUAAGCCCUUCGUCUUCGACCGCGUCCUCUUUACCCAGUUCGCCAUCAUGGUCGUACUCACCGCGCCCAUCAACUACCACUGGCAGAAUUGGCUCGAGCGCGCGUUUCCGGGCUGGAAGACCGUCAAGCAAACAAGGGCUGUAGGCGAAGGUGAAGAGGAGAAGGGCAUAAUGCUGAGAGGUGAUGGAGAAGGAAAGGGCAUUGUGGAAGAAGAGGUUAGAGUGAGGAACUGGUGGAAUAUUUUCAAGAAGUGGUUUACGGACUGCAUAACCAUGGGCGCGCUACUGAACCAGUCAAUGUUCCUGAUUCUGAUUGGUCUCAUGAAGGGCAAGACAGUUGCGAUGAUUGGGCAAGACUUCAGAAACGAGCUCGUCGGUCUCAUCUUCGAUUCGUACAAGGUCUGGCCGAUUGCCAACUUCUUUAGCACCACCUUCAUCCCUGUCGAGCGUCGUAUUGUCUUCCUCAGCUUCUGCGGUUUACUGUGGAACAUAUAUCUGAGUCUGGUGGCAGCUCGAUUGUAG
Molecule: messenger RNA, 618 nt
Organism: Alternaria incomplexa
Lineage: Eukaryota; Fungi; Ascomycota; Dothideomycetes; Pleosporales; Pleosporaceae
Exons: 3
Coding region: 1-618 (205 amino acids)
Cellular component (GO): membrane; cytoplasm
Source: RefSeq, a predicted model, not a curated record